Messenger RNA from Rotaria socialis, 510 nucleotides. The record is from the annotation of a GenBank genome assembly. NCBI's taxonomy places the organism in Eukaryota, Metazoa, Rotifera, Eurotatoria, Philodinida, Philodinidae.
AUGCACAUUCCGAAAUGGUUGUUUGCUGCACUUAUCGGUGCAGCUCCAAUGCUUGGACUUGUAUUUUUUAUACUAUUCUCAUGUACUCUACUUGGUCUUGUACAAAAAUGUAAAAUAAAUUUAACAAAAUCCUAUGCGAAACGAAGAGAAACUAUAAUGCAUGAUCAAAUAUUAAUUGACAAUGAAGAUGUAAAUACAUCAACAUUAUUUAAACCAGAAUCGAAUACUGUUAUUAUUUCACCAUUUGAUGAUAUACCCAUGAGAGAUAUUGAUGCUGAAUCCUCAUCCAAAGCAUAUUCAGAGCCCAAAGAUGUUUCAAAUCCUUCAAAACUACGACGCAAAAAAAGUAUUGACAUUUCUAUGGCAGGAUCAGAUUAUGAUAAUGGCUCCUCAAGUAUUUUUAAUGAUAAUGAUUAUGAACAAGAUCGUUUGUCACUUAUUGAAAUAUCAUCACAACGUAAAAAUGCAGCGAAGCAAAUAAAAUCGCCAGACACAAUAGUUCAUAUUUAA